GGUGGAUUUUAGUUUUCUGGUGCGUUUCGGGCUGAGCGGUGUGCGCGGAUCGGUUUUCUGCAAGUGAAUCCUUUUUCUGAUGAAAGGAGGUAGCCUUGUGGGAAUUUUGUGUUAAGUGUGAAAUUGUUGCAGUGAAGAUUGGACUCUUUUACCAGAUGCAGAAAUAAACAUCAUGAAGCAUUUCAUAAUUCUAGUUUGCUUCCUUAUGGCCUUUUGGACUGGACUGGCUACUGGCGCCCGGCAGCAGCUACGCUCCGAUGUGGUGUACAACGAGCGGAAUCUCAAGGAAGGCCGCUACAAGUACGGUUAUGCGGUGAAACAGGGGGAAACGCAGUUCCACCAUCAGCGAUCCUUGGAUGGAGCCAUGUAUGGAUGCUACGGUUAUGUGGAUCCCCUGGGGAAGCUGUUCAUAACGCAUUACUUGGCGGACAAGGCUGGUUAUCGGUUGGUCAAUUUGGCCAAUCCAGAUAAGAGGCUUUUGGAUAGAAUCCGUACUUUGGGAUCCGCAGAGCAUCCUCUGGAGUUGCAGAACCAAUUUCCUCUGGAGUGCCAAGCUGACGGUGAUAUCAAAGUUCUGCAGGAAACAGCAGCCCAGAUGAAGAACACAUUGUCAGCUCAAGCCCUGCAAGGAAAUGUUCGCGAAAGGAGUUCGUUGAGUUACAAAACAACUACAUCUUCGACCUCUAACUUGAAAGAGCAAGUAGAGGAUAAACCGGUGAAUCAGAAUCAACCUGUUGCACCUACAGUGUCCAGACAAGGCUUGAAAAAGAAUUUGAUCUCGCAGGCUGAUCCCGAAGUCAAGAAAACAGUAGGAAACGGGAAUGAAGCUUUGUUGACUAAUACUACGCCAGGGACCUACAAAACAGUUGCUGUUUCGUUUAAGGCAAAACAAUCCCAUGAAGGAAGGAACAUCUUCAAAACCAAUGUACGAAGUUCGAACACUGGCAAGAGUUUCGGUAGCCCGUUUAGUAUGGUGGGAUCUGAUGGGUCAACCUACAUACCAGUAGCCGUGAUCGACUCUAAUGAUAGACCUUUGAGUAGACUGAUUCCACUGAGAGGUGCUGGAGCAACUUGGUACCCUACCGCGGCUUUCCGAAGGAGCUCCGAUAUGAGGGAGCCCGCAAGCGUUAACACGGCUGUUGAGACUGUGAAAGCGAACCAGCUGAUUGAGACUCUGAAGAAGAUUGAAGAACCGGUUGUUGAGGAACAUGGCGUCGAAACAAAGAAUCAGAAGAACAUUGAAGCUGCGAAGGUAGACUUGGAAAUUGUCCAAGCAACGUCCGGGGAUAUGGGAGUAGAUGAAGUGAAUAAGGUAGCUGUAGAAAAUGGCGACGUGAAGACUUCAAUCGAUAUGAAACAUGAAGAGAAUGCUGCUGGGGUAAGCUCGGAUGAAACAGAACCAACGAUUACAAAAGAAUCCUCGAUGAUUGAACUAGAUCAUCAGCAGCAACUGCAUGAUAAUGAUCAACAUGUUGAAUUGAAACCAGUAGAUCCAUCGCCGGAAGUUACAUAUUCAGAGCAAGAAAACCUGAAAGGCGCAACUGUCGAUCAUACAGAUUCUGCCAUUAGCCCCGAAAGUAUUGUUGAUGCUCAAGCUUCAAACGUAUUUGGAACACCCAUCGAGGCAGACAGUCAAAGGCUUGCCGAUGAGCCUGACGCUAAAUUGCAUACUUCUGAAUCUGUUGGUUCAGAUCUUUCCCCAACCGAUUGGAAGUCUCAAUCGCUAGAUGAUCAGAAAGUAAAAAGCGUCGAAGAACUUACUCCUGAAUCUUCCAUUGAGGCUGUUGUUCAACCACAGCAGCCAAACCCCCGUUUCAGGGGAAAUGUGAAAUACAAGGACUAUGCGAACUCACCGUCGCAAGCACCCGUUGCUCCUACUGCUGAGAUUCGUAGAAAUGGAUCUCUGGGAAAGUACGACAAUCGGAGAAUUUCAGUAGCAGCUCAAAGCGUUCGUCCAAGUGCUGAUAUAAAAUCAUCCAUGACCAGGCCAUCUUCAGUGCAAAACCUAGGCAGUAUUGAAAAACCUGUGAGUCAAAAGACAUUUGCGUCUUCCAUGAAAAACCUUAAAGAAACGACAUCCAGUACCGUUGGGCAACCAUUGAAUCAAGGAACGCAUAGUGACCAAUCAAAACCUGAAAGUACUGGAUCGUCAACUGUACUAGAUUCUGAUCUUUCGCAGCAAGAAACGGUUGAACCAUUAACAGAUCAUGAACAACAGGCCGAUUUAUCGAAAUCAACCAUCUUAGAAGAAGUAAGUUCAACACAAUUGGCAUUUAGUGAAGGAGUGGAUGUAUCUCUGAAAGACCUUGAACACAAUGGUUUUGAACCUAUAGGGGAUGCACCAACUAUAGAUUCAGUAAAUUUACUGAAUGAAAAAACAGAUCAAAGUGCAAAUACCGCUGAGACAACAUCAGAGAUAAAAUCCGGAAUCAAUACCGAGCAAAUAUUACCAGCCACCCCAGAUAUUGAUGGCAUUACUAGUAAGGGAAACGCAAACGACGAUGAACGUAGUUAUGAUUUGAGCCAUGAACAGAAAGAAGUUGUGAGUGCCGUUCAAAACAAUGUCGAUGCUGAUGAAUCUGUUCUUCGUUAUCCAGAUUCAGCAGUGAACACGAAUACAGCAGGUCUCGUUCAUGAUGUUCCAGACGUGGUCCAUGAAGUUGAAGAAACUGUCAAAAGUGCUGAAAUUUCAAAUUCCGACUUCACGGAGCUUUCAGAAGAACCUCAAGAGCAACAAGAUAUUCAAGGAAGGAAAAUAGAUGGAUCUGUUGAGGAUAUAAAUCGUAAUGGACCAGAAAAAUCAGAUUCGUCCGUCUUCAACUCUGAGAUUGAUACUCAAUCAGGACUUAGUGCGCCUGAAGUUGUGCACAUUCCUGCAAUACGUGUUCCAGAAUACGUAGAGAGACAAGUACUAAAUACUGACUCCAAUCUGCCUUCUCAAGAUUUAUCAUUUAGUACUCGAACUAAUCCUGCCAGAGGUAGUCAACUGGAUUCCGAAAAAAGCUCUGUGAACAGUUUUGGAUAUUCUGCUAGAGAGAGCCAAGGAGAAAAUAUUUUGGAUGACUCCGAAGUCGUGGAAGCAUAUGACGAUUCUCACCCGUUGAUGAUUCCCAAACUGCCUGCCACUCCUAGAACCACCACUGACGGCCCCGCAGAGACAGUUACCAUAUCGUACUCAUACAGCAAUGCUGGUAAACCACCUGUGCUGCCUCGUCCUACUACAGGCUACCGCCCAAGUGUUUCGAAUACCUAUUUCCAAGCGACGACGACUACCACCGCUAAACCAGGUCGUACAACUAUCGGCCCUAGCGGAGACAUCUACGACGAAGUUGAAGAGGACAUCCCACCUCAAAAGCCCAUAGCUCCACCGCGACCAAUCUCUCCACCCCGCCCGGUACAAAUGUCCCCUCAGAUUCCUUCAAAACCCAGCUCUUCCAACUCCGAAUACUCCAUACAACCCUCCAUCUCGUCCAACUGCUACGAAGUAGUCCUCCAAGUCCCAGUCGAUGCCAAACAAGUCCUGCUCAAAACCGAAUCCCCCGAGUUUCGUGUCUUCGGUGACGGCGACCCCGCAAACCGCAUCCGACAGGUCCAACCCGGAGUCUACGAAGUCAACAUCGGCGCCACCAGUGGCAUCAAGUUCCGGCAGUACCCGCAGUUCCAGCACAAGGACGCCGACAAACUCGCUCUGGAUAUUGCCAAAGGAUUCAACUACGGCGAUUUGGUACCGAAGCCCGCCAACCGAGGAGCUACUGACCUCCGCGACGCAACCCUGAACAACCCCUAUCUCCCGUUGGUUUCGAUUGAGUCGGCCCAGGAUGUCGGAAGUGUGGAACUGGUGACCGUUGGUGCGGAUAGCCACGAACUAAGCCAAGAGCAGCGUGCUUUGCUCGGAUUGGUCCCAUCUUGGAAAAAGGUUUUGCUCUACUACUGAGGAGACCGACGCGACGGCGGUGGAAGCGGGGAUGAGAUUGAAAAAUCGAGUUCAAACCGGAUGAGACUGUGAAUGCCAGCCAAGUGACUCUGCGAAGCGGGCAUUAAUAAUGUUAAUUCGAUCAUUAUGCUAAUAUAUGCAGGCAGGGAUGUUCAACUGGAUGCUUUCGGAAUAAACACUCUGCGUGUGGACUGAAUAUAGUUUAAAAUGCGUUCUGGAAUGUGCAUGAUGAAGUAGAUCCGAAUCGACUUGAUGGUAUUUAAGUUUUGCAGGUUCUUUUGGGAAAUGAAAAUACAGUAUCGUUCUAUUGAGUUGAUUAUUUCAGGCACUAUUUUCUUGUGUUUUGUUUCAAUAUUUGAUAGAAUAGCUCUUAUCUGAAUUUAUAAUAUCUGUAGUUUUAUUUGAAUUAAGCCAGAGUAAAUCUUAUUAUCAGGAUUUUUUCGGGUAAUUGAAUUCUUUUAGGAAUUCCUCUGAGUACUCUUCCAAAAGUUCAUUCGGAGAUUCUUUCGAAAGAUCGUCCGGGGAUGGGGACAGAAGUUCAAUCGGAAAUACUUCUGGAUUAGUCUGCGAGAAAGAAACUUUUCUUUGGGAAUUCUCACAAAGUUUCUUCACGAAUACUUCCGGAAGUGCCUUUGGAAAUUCUUCCUAUAUUUCUCUUAUAAGAAUUCUUUCGAAUUAUCCUCUUUAAAAUCUUCUCCCGGAAAUUCUUUUGAAAGUUUUGCUGGGAUCUCAUACGCAACUCCACUGAAUAAAAAAAAGUUUCCAGUAAUUACCCCAGAAGUUCUUCUUUAUAAGUUGCUCCAAAAAUUCUUCCAGAAGAUCUCUCAGGAAUUUAUCUAAAAAUCCUCCUGGAAUUCAUAGGGAACUUCUCAAGAGAAUUAUUUCAGAAACUUCAAUGAAAAUUCUUCCGGAAAUUUCUCCAGAAAGUCUAUCAGAACUCCCCCAAAAGUACCCCAAAACUCCUACAAGGAAUCCUACGUGAAAUCCGUCAAGGAGUUUUUCUUUGUAACAUGAGAAAACCAAGCAAUUAUAUUUUCAGAUUUUUUUUUAUUAAAUUCUAAAUUCCUUCAUAAAAUUGCUACAAUAAUUUCUUCCGAGAAAUCUCACUUACUUACUUUUUUCUCAAAUCGAAAGUUCAAUUUAGAAGACUUCGCCACAAAAUUAAACAGAAGUCACAAGGAAGAACCUUGCAUAAGCCGAUGGGUUUGUUUUUUCAAUUACCUUUUGGGUCUUAUACCGAUUGUUCGCACCCCUUUUUGAAUGAGUAUGUCGACUACCACUUGUAAACUUCAUCCACUGAGUGGAUAAAUGACACUGAGAGUGAGUAGAAAACUUAUUAUACUUAUUCGAACCUCUUGGGGAUUUCUCUGAAGUCCAUUGAUUAAAUAUUAACUAAAAAUGUUUCCUGAGUAAUUAUUACAGCAGAUUAUUAGACAGUCAUUUAAACUACACAAUAACAUUUGAAUGCAUUUAUUCAUCACUGGAGACACUCGUGGAACUCCUGUUAGCAUUCUUCAAACAACUCUUAAAGAAAUUCCCAAUAGAACUUCUGGAAAAGUUCUCGGAAGGACAAUUGAAAAAAAAGAAAGAAAUACUGGAAAAAGGACUCUUUUUGCUCAAUUCCUACAGCAUUGAUGUCAAAAGAAGCAAGGGUGUUCCAGAACAAAAUCAAUCAAAAAAUCGAUUUUUUGAUAACAAAACAAAUGCGAUAAUUACAUAUUUUACCUUUAAUUUUAUUGGCAUAUGAUGUUUGGAGAACUUGUAUCAAAUAAGUAUAUCUUUCAAUUUUUGCUAACAGAAUUAAAGCCUGUAUCCGCAAUAAUCGGGACACAGAAAUACACCAGUAACUCUGCAAUAGAUACAUUAAACUUGCUCAAAUUUGGCCCCAUAACAUCUUGAGAUGUGUUCAUUUCACCUACAAAAUUUCAUGUUGAUCGUUGCAGUACUUUUUUGUUGUAGCGACGAAAGAGUAGAAUGUGCGCCUUUGAAUUUUGUACAGACCCUUGUUUUGCUUGCCAGCGCUGUAACUUUUGAAUUUGGCGAAGAAAAUGGCUGAAAUUUUGAACACAAACCUCUCAAUCUACAUUUGAGGAAUUCCACGGAGUCAUGUCAGUCGAUCCUGAGCGACCAUUUCAAAAAUAUCUGAAACUUUGCACAGUUUUUCAAUUUCAUAUAAAUCGCCAUUUUUUGAUAUUAAACCUUCAUAUUCACUCACGACUAACUUUUCAAAAGGGUGUAUGCGAAAAUAGUUCUAAAAUAUUCUAAAAGCUGUACAGCAAAAACGGAUUGUUCGAUUGUUAUAAAUUUUUCAGCAAAGUUAGAUAACUAAAUGAUGAUUCCUUAGAAAAUAUACACUGUAAAAAAUUUCUUUUUCUACUUUGAAAAAAUAUGAUAUUUGUCACAAAAACUCAAAUAUCUCAAAACCCUAUCUUUUUACCUACUUCAAUUUUUUAGGGGAAAUGGCCCAUUAUAUCAGCUAUCUACCAUAAAAUUUUGGUGAUGGUAAACUGAUCAAAAAAGUUAUGACAUUUCAAACAUUUCACAAUUUUUACAUUUAGUAUCAAAAAAAAAAUUUUUUCUGUGUAAAUUAUUUCGAGAAUUAUAUUUUGAUGCUGAUUUUAUUGUAAAGGCUACCGCCUGAAUUAAACAAGUUGUUUUCAUGAUACUUUAGUUUGAUUAUUCGUAAUUACUAUAGUAUCUAUUUGAAACUUAGACGCGAUCCAGUGUUGUGAUCAAAAAUAUUGAGAUUGUCAUACUUUUUAUUGUACGU
Aedes albopictus (Asian tiger mosquito) is the source of this 6704-nucleotide messenger RNA. RefSeq lists its product as uncharacterized. The coding region runs from base 173 to 3934 and encodes 1253 amino acids. The transcript is spliced from 4 exons. Lineage: Eukaryota; Metazoa; Arthropoda; Insecta; Diptera; Culicidae. The record is from RefSeq and is a predicted model, not a curated record.